Molecule: messenger RNA, 1950 nt
Organism: Anarrhichthys ocellatus (wolf-eel)
Lineage: Eukaryota; Metazoa; Chordata; Actinopteri; Perciformes; Anarhichadidae
Gene: ankrd2
Product: ankyrin repeat domain 2 (stretch responsive muscle)
Exons: 9
Coding region: 82-885 (267 amino acids)
Biological process (GO): protein K6-linked ubiquitination
Cellular component (GO): BRCA1-BARD1 complex; BRCA1-A complex
Molecular function (GO): ubiquitin-protein transferase activity; protein binding
Source: RefSeq, a predicted model, not a curated record
UGUCCGGAAAACCAAUUCAUUGCAAGGAAAAAUGGAUAAAGAAGCACUGGAUGACACCUUCCAGAGAUAGAAGACGUUGUGAUGGACCAUAAAACAGGAAUAGAGAAGAAAGCUCAGGCAGAGGAGAGAGGGAGGAGUAUCUCCCCAGACCUACACUGUGAGAUUUUGGACUUGAGUGGAGGAGAGAAUCUCACAGAGCUGUGCAAAAGGGAAAAAAAGAUCAAGGAAACAUACUCGCCCAGGGUGUCUGUGGAAAGCCCUGUGAUAGGGCCCACGGAUACUGUAGAUUUCAUGAAUGCAGCCAGUCAAGGCAAACUGAAUGUAAUAGACAAGUAUCUGGCUGAUGGUGGGAACCCUAAUGUCCAUGAUGAGUUGAAGAGGACAGCACUACACCAUGCCUCUCUGGAAGGACACACUGCAGUUAUCCAAACGCUUUUAGAAAAAGGAGCCGAUAUCAACUUUAAAGAUCAACUGGGCUCCAGGGCCAUACACUGGGCCUGCAGAGGGAGAAGCCCGGAUGUUGUCAAAGCCCUGAAGAGCCUCGGGGCUGACCUGAAUGCUAGAGAUAAGUUGUACAGCACUCCUCUGCAUGUGGCCACAAGAACAGGCCACACCGCCAUUGUUGAGUACCUGCUGUCCUGUGGUGCCAAAAUCAACUCCAAGGACAGGGAGGGAGACACAGCUCUGCAUGAUGCUGUGCGACUCAACAGAUACAAGAUAGUGAAGCUGCUCAUAGCUGCAGGGGCAGACACAAAUGUAAAAAAUCAUGAAGGAGUGACCGCAGUGCAGCAGGUAAAACAAUGGCAGUUUGACAUCAUGGAGACCCUGCAGAGACUGGAGAAGCUGAGGGAGGUGGGACCUGAAAACACCUACAGGGAGGAGUGAAUAGUGCAAAAGAUGUACAUCUCCUCAAACAGUAUAUUCUUUAUGACAUAACUUUAUACGACUAUCUGUCUCAGGUUCAAAAUACAUUUUGUAAUUCCACUGUCUGUGUACAUCAUAUUUGAGUAUAUGCAUUAUAUGUGCUCACCAACAAAAUCCGCCUUUAUAGGGCAUGGGGGUUAAACCUCUGAGAUUUGUUUGAGCUCUGACACUAAAAAAGGUCAGCUUGGAUGUGAGAGAUUCAGCUCUGCUUAUCUUAAAAACAAAAAGGAAACAAGAACAUAUGAAUGAGGAAACAAAGCUGAAUUUCUCAAACGGUUUUGCCAAGCUUUAGCUUUUGAUGUUCUCUUCUUAAGAGCUUUAUGAUCUGAGCAGUGCUCUCAUGGAGAGUUCCUAUCUGAUUUGUGAUGCCUUUGUAAGUUGAAUAAUAGCAAUAGAUACUGCUGUGCAGAAGCUGCAUUUGAAUAUACAUCAAGCGCUCGUUUUAUUGAGGCGACAGAUAAGGCCUGAGCACACAGUAGCGCUGUGUUUGGGACUUCAGCUGACGAUAGCAGAGAUGGCUGGUAUGCACCCGCUUUAAGUCAGGGAUUCAAGGGGAGCUCAGUGGACAUAUUUUCCUUCUAUCAUCAGUGGCACAAAUGUUCCUGAGGGAGGUUGGUCAUUCACACGGGGGGAACCAACAGCCUGCUCCAAUGCUUGCAAUGUAGUUGUUUAUGCACAAUUAGUCAUUACACAUACAUUCAUUUUGUGAGCACAUUUUGUUCAACAGCUACUGCUGCAUUUUUCACAGUGUGACUGUAAAAUGCUGUUUUGAAAAGAGUGCAGUCUUCUGUUAAAACACAAUGUGUUCAUUGUAGACAACUCCUCAGAUACAUUAUCGGCCACACACAGUAUUUCCUGUUCCAAGCGAGGCUGUGCAACUGUCAGGGACAUCAGUGGAGACACGUAACAUGUGCAAUACAAGGUUAUGCACACUACGUGACAGCGUUGUCAUUUAUUUCGUCAACCUGACCCCUAACAGAGUUAUCACAGUAUAUCGUCAAUAUAAUAAAGUUCUUGGAUCAGAAA